Molecule: messenger RNA, 381 nt
Organism: Cajanus cajan (pigeon pea)
Lineage: Eukaryota; Viridiplantae; Streptophyta; Magnoliopsida; Fabales; Fabaceae
Source: RefSeq, a predicted model, not a curated record
AUGGAGAAAAUGCCCACGUAUGCUAGGUUCAUGAAGGAAUUGUUAACUAAGAAGAGAAGAAUUCUCGAAGAAGAGACCGUGGAGCUUGAGGCAGGAUGCAGUGCCAUUAUACAGAAGUCUUUACCUCAGAAAUCCAAAGAUCCAGGCAGUUUCACUCUCCCUGUAUCAAUUGAUAAUCUAUCAGUGGGUAAGGCACUAUUAGACCUUGGAGCCAGUAUUAACCUGAUGCCUUUAUCCAUGUUGAAGAAGAUAGGAGAAGUGGAAGUGAGACCUACAAGAAUGACCUUACAGUUGGCAGACAGAUCCAUUAAGCUUCCACAUGGCAUAGUGGAAGAUAUGAUAGUGAAGGUUGACAAGUUCAUGUUCCCAGUUGAUUUUGUA